AUGAUUUAUAAAAUAAAAAUGGCUGAACAAACACAUGUAUUUCAAGUUGAAAUGACGUGCUCUGGCUGUUCUGGGGCGGUCGAAAGAAUAUUAAAAAAAACGCCCGACAUUAUAUCGUCUAAAAUCGAUUUGGAAAAUAAAAAGGUUGAAGUCACAACAACAAAGAGUCAGAGUGAAAUGGAAGAAAUUUUAAAGAAAAGUGGAAAAGAAGUUAAAUAUAUUGGUGCUACAUAG
Didymodactylos carnosus is the source of this 234-nucleotide messenger RNA. The record is from the annotation of a GenBank genome assembly. NCBI's taxonomy places the organism in Eukaryota, Metazoa, Rotifera, Eurotatoria, Philodinida, Philodinidae.